AUGGCUUCAUCCCCCAAAACUUUGCUAGAGGCGAAGUCUGAGUCUCAUCGUGAGCCUCGCAAUGAUCAACUAUCCAUACAUAGCGACCAAGACUCUCCAGAGGCAUUACAACCCGGGAAUAGCGAAUCAGCAUCGGUUAGUCGUAAAUCGAGCGUAGACAACGGCCGGCCUGGGGAGCCCGGGUACCUACCAGAGAUCCUCACUGAUACAUUGGACAAAGACAAUCAAUUCGAAAGGGACAGCGAGACAGAAUUGGCUGAAAAGGUGGGAAGUUACGCGAGGAUGGACCUUGAGUUGGCUAAAGACACUGAACUCCUCCAAUAUGGGGCGCAACUGGCACAAAAUGCAAGCAAUGCUCUAAGGCGUCCAUUCUUCCAAGGCCUCUUGGCGAAGCAGAGAUAUUAUCUCGGAGACAGAGACAAGACAGUCGUAGAACAGGCCCAGAUAGGUGGCAAAUUGGAAUUAUUCACUAUGAACGGCGCAAACCUGGGUUUAUUAGAGGAAUUCAAUAUUUCCAACCAAUGGCUCUUUGGGGUUUUGAAUGCUGUUCCUUUCUUUGCUGGUGGCCUAUUCGCGCCUUUCUUCUCGGAUCCAUUACAAGAGUAUUUUCUUGGACGCCGCGGAGCCAUUGCUGGCGCCUGUAUUCUCUCAAUAGCCGCGACAGUUGGACAAUCUUUCUCUACCUCAGUUGGUCAAGUAAUAGGUUGUAGGAUUAUUACUGGAUUGACAUUGGCUGCAAAGGCAUCAUCGGCGCCACUUCUUACAGCAGAAGUUGCCCCGAAUCAUCUCCGCGGAAAACUUCUCGCUACGUGGCAAUUGAGUGAUGCAUUUGGCAUCUUUCUAGGGUUCUCAUCCAACUUGGCCACUUUAAACAUCCAUGCUCAAAACAAAACGAUCUGGCGAAUCCAAAUUGCUACGACCAUAAUACCAACCACAAUUCUCCUUUUUCUGGUCUAUUUCAUGCCUGAAUCUCCAAGGUAUCUUAUGAAGCGAGGCAGGCACGCAAAGGCCCUUGAAUCUUUUACUAUGCUUAGGCCAUCACCUGUUUCCCGUUUGCUUGCAGCUCGUGACCAGGUAGACGCACACUUCCAAUUACAAGCCGAGUGCACUUCCAUUCAGAAUCGGAAGGACUCCCAGAAACUCGGCGGCGAGCCGAACAAAACUUUGGAACCACCACCAAUGGAAAAUGAAAAUGAAAAACAAACAACUGCUUCCCACAACGGCAAAGGUCCAGAGCUCGAAGAAUCUCCCAGCGAUGGUGAUCUGGAAUCUCAACACCCGACCACGCCAGAAAAUCCAUUAUAUGUAACGGACGGUCGGAAACGUCGUGUUUUCCCCGAGUUCUUAAAACGAAUGAACCAGCUGUUCAGCGAUGAUAGGUCGAGAAGGGCCCUUGUUUGCGCCUCAACUGCCAUGAGCUCCCAGCAACUCUGCGGCGUUAAUACGAUUGCAUUCUUAUCCGCGACACUCCUAAGUGGUGUUAAUGCCUCCCCUCGAUCAGGAGCAUGGGUGGGCUUUGGCAUCGGACUGUGCAACUUUGUCUUCGGAGCACCAGCUCUCUGGCUACUUGACGUAACCGGCCGCGCAACCCUUCUCCUCCUCGGAUUUAUACCUAUGUUCGUCCUAAUGUUAAUCCUUGCAUUCUCCUUCAAAGAAGAUGCUGCCGGAGUCCAGGUAGCGCGCGUACCCUUGGUUGCCGUCUUCGGAAUCCUGUACAUUAUCGCGUAUUCACCUACGGCCGGGACGUCUCCUUUCGCGAUCUCGGCAGAGGUCUUUCCGCUCAUUGUAAGAGAAGUAGGGCAUUCGUUUGCAGUGGGUGUCAAUUUUCUUGGACUUGCGAUUGUGCUUUUGGUCUUCCCACCUAUGUCAGCGGCGAUGGGCGGCUAUCGGGGCUCCUUAUCACUUUUUGCGGCGCUCAAUUUGGUUGCGUUCGUGAUGUGCUUUCUUUUCGUCCCAGAGACCAAGGGCAGGUCACUUGAGGAGCUCAGAUCCAUCUUCGAUAUCCCAACAAGGGAGCAUAUGAAAUAUCGUCGUACAUACGUGGCGCCGUGGCUAUGGAGAAAAUUUCCGCAUUUCGCGAAGGCUAAGGUGGCUGGGUGGUUCAAGUCAACAGAUAGGGAAAAGGCUGAUAAAUAUCAAGUGGUUGAUUUUGAUAUCUGGUACAAAGGCGAGUUGAUAAAACGGCGUUCUAAAUUAUGA
This is a messenger RNA of Hyaloscypha bicolor E, 2199 nucleotides long. RefSeq lists its product as uncharacterized. The record is from RefSeq and is a predicted model, not a curated record. The transcript is spliced from 13 exons. Gene Ontology annotation, cellular component: membrane. Gene Ontology annotation, biological process: transmembrane transport. The coding region runs from base 1 to 2199 and encodes 732 amino acids. Gene Ontology annotation, molecular function: myo-inositol:proton symporter activity. NCBI's taxonomy places the organism in Eukaryota, Fungi, Ascomycota, Leotiomycetes, Helotiales, Hyaloscyphaceae.